AUGAUUGAUCUAUUCUCAAGUGAUUCUCCUAUUCCUUAAAAAAAUCAUAAAAAUGAUGAAAAUAUCUAAUGUAAAUGGAUGUAAUAACGUUUCUUAUUUACUCACAGCAAUUAUAAAUAAAUUGACUUUGAUAACAGUCAUACUACGUAACUUUUGAAAUAAUCUUGAAGGAAAUCUAUAUUUCCUAUCUCUUCAUAAGAAGAAAUAAGGAUUCCAAGUGCAAAAAUUGAAAAUAAAGAAUUCUAAGAUCCCUUAGUUUAAAUUUCAUAUGAUUAAUCCUAGAUUGAAAAAAAUGAAUUCUCACUAUCUUUCUAAUCAUAAAAGAAUCAAAUCACAUUAAAUCUAUUGAUUGUUGGACAAUGUGGAACUGGAAAAACUACUUUUGUUAAUGUUUUACUAAAUAAAGUAAAAUUCUUAAAAAAACUAUUUAUUUAGAAACCAAUAACAAGAUUAUUUUAGGGAAAUGUAUAUGAAAGUAAUCAAGUUUAAGAAUCAAUGGGUGUAAUAGAAUAUGAUAAUUAAAUUGUUUAUUUAAACAUUUUCGAUACAAUAGGUUUUAAAAAAAAUGACUAAAAAGAAUGGUUUAAGAAUAUUAGACAUUUAAUAGAUUAAAAGGUAUUUAACAAUCUUUAUUUAAGUUUAAAACAUAAAUUCGAAGAAAUAAGUAUGCUUAUCUAAAUAAAACACUAUAUUCUUAAAUGUCAAAUUUAGUAAAUGACGAAAGAGUAAGCUAUUCUUCAAAAUAUUCUAUAGAUCCAUUUAUGUCUUUACUUUCUAAGUGGACCUGCUUUCUUUAAUGAGGAUAUCUAAUAUUUACAAAAGUUAUCUAAUUUAGUAAAUGUAAUUCCAAUCAUAGCCAGAGGUGAUUAAUAUACAAAAUCUGAAGUUCUUGAAUUAAAAUAAAGAUACAAUAAGAUUUUCAAAGAAUUCAAUAUAGAUUUAUAUGAUUGUCUCAAAAUUAAUGAUGAAUCAUUUAAAUAAUAACUUAUUAAAGGAGAGUUCGGAUAAUGUUCCCCUUUCAUGGUUAUUGCAUCUACAUAUGAAUAUUACAAUGAAUAAGGCAAAAAGAUUUAAGGAAGACAAUAUCCUUGGGGAUAAUGUGAUCUAUGGAAUCCUUAACAUUCAGAUUUCUUAUUGCUCUAUAAAUCAUUAAUUGGAUAUUACAUAUAUGACUUAAUUAAGCUUACUGAUUUCUAUCAACAUAGCUUUAUUAAAAGAAAACAAGAAACUCAGAAAAAGAACAAAAGUCGUAUGAGUUUUUUAAACUAAAUAUUAGUUCAUAUCAAUUAAAUAUUAUAUUUAAUUGAUUGA
Messenger RNA from Paramecium sonneborni, 1311 nucleotides. Lineage: Eukaryota; Ciliophora; Oligohymenophorea; Peniculida; Parameciidae. The record is from the annotation of a GenBank genome assembly.